CUCCCGGGAAACUGGACGCGCAGCUCUGCUUGGGUCGGAGCCUCAGCCGGUGGGACUAGCAGUGCGUGCCACGCCCGCAGCCAAGUAGCAGCAGGUGUGGGCCAGCGGCCACGCUGCUUGCAGUCGCCGGAGGAGGUGGGCGUCUGCCGCGGCGCGUGUGGGGAGAAGUGUGCUCGCCCACCCCAGGCUGGGCAGGGACGCGAGCGUGUGGAGCCGACCGACCCAGCAUUCUCUUGGACGUGCGUGAUGGCAGCCCCGGAGGUGUUCGGGUUUCCAGAAGACGCAGCCCUUCGCCUAACUCCGGGCGCUGGCCUGGAGGUGGUGGGCAUGAAGGAGCUGGAGGAGGAAGGGGUGGAGGAGGAGGAAGAAGAGGAGGAGGAGGAAGAGGAGGCGGCGGCCAGGAGAGCUCGGAGUUUCGCCCGAGACGCGCGGGUGCGCUUUCUCGGCGGCCGCCUGGAGCUGAUGCUAGGGCUCUCAGCGGAGAAAUGGAGCCAGCAUUUGGAGAGCGAGGAAAACCGGCAGGUCCUGGGAGAGUUCCUGGAGAACCCCAGUCCCGCGUGCCUUGUCUUCAGCGUCGCCGCCGCGGGACAACUCGCAGUCGCCCGGGAGAUUCCAAGAGAUGCAAAACAUAAACUUGUUUAUAUUGCCAAGAAGAUUACUGAAAACAUUGGAGUAAAUGAUUUUUCUCAAACGGUUUUAUUUGGAGAGUUAACCGCCUCAUCUUUCGGACAUGUAACUGCUUUCCUAGAUGAGAUUUUAGUGCCCAUUCUUUCUAAUAGGAACAACCAUAAAUCCUGGUCCUGUUUUAUUUCACAAGACAUGGAGCACCACAUAGAAGCCAUGAAAAAUAAAAUGCAUGUUUUUCGGGGCAAAAUGUUGAGAAGAACUCUUCUACCAAUUCCCACAAUUGCAGGAAAAAUUGACCUGGAUCAGAAAUACUCAGAGACGAAUGUUUGUAUGCUAGAGGCAAAUGAAAGGACAGUACUCCAUGCAAUUGAGUCAGUGAUUAUUAAAUGGUCACAUCAGAUCCAAGAAAUCGUAGAAAAAGAUUCCGUGCAGCCUUUGCUGAAUUGUCUUCAGUCGAAUCCUCAAACUGAACUGGAUUUCUGGAUGAUGAGGAGAGAAAAUCUGUCAUGCAUUUAUGAUCAACUUCAAGCUCCUAUUGUCCUCAAAAUGGCUAGGAUCCUGCAAAUCAAACAAAGCAGCUAUUUGCCAACUUUGAAGGACAUUUUCGUGGCUGUGAAAAAUGCUCUCCUAGAAGCCCAGGAUGUGGAGCUAUUCCUGAGACCUCUGAGAAGACAUGUUCAGUGUCUCCAGGAGACAGAAUUUCCACAAAUCCGUGUGCUCAUUGCCCCAUUAUUUCAUACCAUCUGUCUGAUCUGGAGUCAUUCCAAGUUUUAUAAUACUCCUGCUCGGAUUAUAGUUUUAUUGCAAGAGUUUUGCAAUCUCUUCAUUGACCAGGCAAUAAUUUACCUUUCACCUGAAGACCUUUUGAAAGGAGAAGUCGAAGACUCUUUGGAAAAGGUGCAGGUGGCCAUUAACAUCUUCAAGACUUUCAAAAAGUCUUUUUUCAACUAUAGAAAGGAACUGGCAAGCUAUUUUAUGGGAAAUGAGCCACAACCAUGGGAUUUCCAGUCUCAACUGGUGUUUUGUAGGUUUGACAACUUUCUGGACCGUCUCAUGAAAAUAGAGGAUAUAUUUGUCACCAUAUUGGAAUUUGAAAAGCUGGAAAGACUUGAAUUUGGUGGUACCAAAGGAGCGAUUUUAAAUGGACAAAUCCACGAGAUGACAGAAGAAUUCAUGGAACUCUGUGAAGUUUUUAAACAGAGCACUUACGACCCAUCUGAUUACAGUAAUAUGGAAUUUGAAAGUGAUUAUGUUGUGUUUAAGUCCAAAACUUUGGAAUUUGACCGAAGGCUUGGGACAAUUCUUUGUGAAGGUUUCUUUAACAGCAAUGGUUUAGAAGCUGCGUUCAAGCUUUUGACCGUAUUUGGGAAUUUUCUAGAGAAACCGGUUGUCAUGGAAAUCUUCAGCCCACAUUAUAGCACACUAGUGCUCAUGUUUGACGCGGAGUUGGAUAUGUGUAAGCAGUUGUAUAAUGAACACGUGAAGCAGAUUGAACGUGGAAAUGUAGUUCUCCACAGGAAUAUGCCUUUUACCUCAGGCAACAUCAAAUGGGCUAAAGAGGUCCUUGAACGACUUCAAACAUUUUGGUCCAAUUUUGCAUCUCUCCGGUAUUUAUUCUUGGAAAGUCCUGAUGAUGCCCUACUUUAUCAGAAGUAUACUGAAAUGACAACUUUGCUAGACCAAUUUGAAAAUUCUAUCUAUGAUGAAUGGAAAAGUAACGUUGAUGAAAUCUGUGAAUUCAAUUUGAAUCAACCCUUGGUUAAAUUCAGUGCCAUAAAUGGUCUUCUCAGUGUCAACUUUGACCCAAAGCUAGUGGCUGUAUUGAGAGAAGUGAAAUACCUUUUGAUGUUGAAGAAAUCCAACAUACCAGAUUCAGCUUUAGCCAUCUUCAAAAAAAGAAACACUAUUUUAAAGUACAUUGGAAAUCUUGAACUUCUUGUGCAAGGAUAUAAUCAGCUGAAGCAGACUCUUCUGGAAGUGGAAUACCCUCUGGUUGAAGAGGAGCUGAGGGCCGUGGAUGAGCAACUACAGGCAGCCGCGACGUCGCUGACGUGGCAGGAUGACUGCUGGGGAUACAUUGAGAGGGUGCACACAGCGACGGCGGAAUUGGCACACAGAGUUGAGCAUGCGCGGAGCAAUGUUAAAGUGAUCCAGCAAACCAUGAAGGCGUGGGCCGAGUGUACGCUUCUGCCCAGGAGGGAGCACCGAAGGGAGGCUGUCUUUACCUUGGAGGACAAGAGUGAUUUGUUCUCUAAAAAGUACAAGCGAAUUCAGGAAGAUGGCUGCAAGAUACAUAACUUGGUGGAGGAAAACAGGAAGCUCUUCAGAGCAAACCCUUCUCUGGAUACGUGGAAGAUUUAUGUAGAAUUCAUUGAUGACAUUGUGGUGGAAGGCUUUUUUCAAGCUAUCAUGCACGACUUAGAUUUCUUUCUGAUGAAUAUGGAGAAACAACUGAAAUCUGUGCCGUUUUUUCAAGCACAGAUGAUCCUCACGCCCCCUGAGAUUCUGUUUAAACCUUCUUUAGAACGAGAGGCUGGGGAUGGCUUCUAUGAUCUGGUGGAGGGAGUGCUAUGCAGUAGUUUCAGAAUGUCUGCCCAGAUGAGGCGGGUGGCAGCACAUCUGGAAAUCGCCAAUUAUCAGAAUGACAUGGAGAAUAUGUUAGGCCUGGCGGAAGUCAGGCAGGAGAUAAUGAACAGAGUGGCAGACGUCAUCAACAAAGUCUUGGACUUUAGAAAUACUCUGGACACAUACGCUUACCUCUGGGUUGAUGACCGAUCCGAGUUCAUGAGGCAUUUUCUCCUGUAUGGCCACAGUAUGUCAUCUGAGGAGACAGAUGCUCAUGCAAACGAAGAAGUCCCUGAACAACCACCGACUCUCCAACAGUUCAGAGAACAGAUUGACAUUUAUGAAGCUUUGUAUGUUCAGAUGAGCAAGUUUGAUGACUUCAGAGUGUUUGAUAGCUGGUUCAAGGUGGACAUGAAGCCCUUCAAAGUGAGCUUGCUGAACAUUAUUAAGAAAUGGAGCUGGAUGUUUCAGGAGCAUCUUUUGAGAUUUGUCGUAGACAGUCUGAAUGAGCUACAAGACUUUAUAAAGGACACAGAUGCUGGACUUCAGAGAGAUUUAAGUGAGGGUGAUCACGAUGGUUUGGUUGAUAUCAUGGGGCAUCUUCUGGCGGUAAGAAGCCGACAGAGAACUACUGAUGAACUCUUCGAACCACUAAAACAAACCAUCGCACUCUUGGAAACCUAUGGCCAGAAGAUGCCUGAGCAAGUCUAUAUUCAGCUGGAGGAAUUACCUGAAAGAUGGGAAACGACCAAAAAGAUUGCAGUUACUGUCAGACAUGUGGUCUCACCUCUCCAAAAUGUUGAAGUCACGCUGCUGAGGAAAAAAUGUAUUUCCUUCGAUGAAAAGCAGGCCGAGUUCAGAGAGAGAUUCAGACUCUAUGCUCCUCUCCGUUUUAAUACAGAAAAUCCGUACACUGUGCUUGAUAAGGCAAAUCAGGAGCUUGAAGCAUUGGAAGAAGAAAUGUUGCAGAUGCAGGAAUCUACCCAUCUUUUUGAAGUGGCUCUUCCAGAGUACAAACAAAUGAAGCAGUGUCGCAAAGAAGUAAAAUUGCUCAAGGGACUCUGGGAUGUCAUGAUUUAUAUCAGAAGAAGCAUUGAUAAUUGGACUAAAACCCAGUGGAGACAGAUUAAUGUGGAACAGAUGGAUGUAGAACUCAGAAGGUUUGCCAAGGAAAUCUGCUCACUAGAUAAGGAAGUCCGUGUAUGGGAUGCUUACUCAGGCCUGGAAAGCAUGGUCAAGGACAUGGCUGCCUCCCUGAGAGUGGUCACAGAGUUACAGAGCCCUGCUCUCAGAGACAGGCAUUGGCACCAGCUGAUGAAGGCCACUGGGGUCAGAUUUUCAAUAAACGAAGCCACAACUUUGGCAGAUUUGUUAGUGUUGCGGUUGCACCAAGUGGAAGAUGAUGUCCGGAGCAUUGUGGACAAAGCGGUGAAGGAACUGGGGACUGAAAAGGCUAUUAUUGAAAUCAGUCAGACCUGGGCAACCAUGGAGUUCUCUUAUGAAGUUCACUAUCGGACAGGCAUUCCAUUGCUAAAAUCUGAUGAACAGCUUUUUGAAACUCUAGAGCACAACCAAGUUCAGUUGCAGACUCUCCUUCAAAGCAAAUAUGUGGAAUAUUUUAUUGAACAAGUGUUAAGCUGGCAAAAUAAAUUAAACAUUGCAGACUUAGUCAUCUUUGCUUGGAUGGAGGUCCAGCGAACUUGGUCUCACCUGGAAAGCAUCUUUGUUUGUUCAGAAGAUGUUCGAAUCCAGCUUGUGAAAGAUGCUAGAAGAUUCGAUGGACUAGAUGCUGAAUUUAAGGAGUUAAUGUUGAAGACAGCUAAAAUAAAGAACGUUCUAGAAGCAACAUGCAGACCUAAUCUCUAUGAAAAACUUAAAGAUUUGCAAUACAGGCUUUCUCUUUGUGAAAAAGCUCUUGCUGAGUACCUGGAAACCAAGCGUGUGGCUUUCCCGCGGUUCUAUUUCAUCUCUCCUGCAGACUUACUCGACAUUCUCUCGAAGGGAGCUCGGCCUAAACAGGUAACACGUCACCUUGCCAAACUCUUCGACAGCAUUGCAGAUCUGCAGUUUGAAGAUGAGGAUGUGUCUACCCCCAGAGCAAUUGGAAUGUACAGCAAAGAAAAAGAAUACGUCCCAUUCCAAGCUGAAUGCAAAUGCAUAGGCCAUGUGGAAACGUGGCUGCUGCAGCUUGAGCACACUAUGCAGGAAACUGUGCGACAUUCCAUCACAGAAGCCAUAGCAGCCAGUGAGGAGAAACCAAGGGAGCUGUGGAUCUUCGAUUUCCCUGCUCAAGUUGCACUAACAAGCUCGCAGAUCUGGUGGACGACAGAUGUAGGGAUAGCCUUCAGUAGGCUGGAGGAAGGCUAUGAAACGGCCCUAAAGGAUUUCCAUAAAAAACAGAUUUCUCAGUUGAAUACACUGAUAGCCCUUUUACUGGGAGAACUUCUACCUGGAGAUAGGCAGAAGAUCAUGACAAUUUGUACCAUAGACGUCCAUGCCAGAGAUGUGGUGGCCAAACUUAUUUCUCAGAAGGUUGUCAGUCCCCAAGCCUUUGCUUGGCUUUCUCAACUUCGUCACCAGUGGGAGGACUCCCAGAAACACUGCUUCGUAAAUAUUUGUGAUGCCCAGUUCCAGUACUUCUAUGAAUAUUUAGGAAACAGUCCUCGGCUAGUGAUCACUCCUUUAACUGACAGGUGUUACAUCACUUUAACUCAAUCACUUCAUUUAACCAUGAGUGGAGCUCCAGCUGGCCCAGCAGGUACAGGAAAAACAGAAACCACCAAAGAUCUUGGACGUGCUCUUGGCAUGAUGGUUUAUGUAUUCAACUGUUCCGAGCAAAUGGACUACAAAUCCAUAGGAAAUAUCUAUAAGGGAUUGGUGCAGACAGGAGCUUGGGGCUGCUUUGAUGAAUUCAAUCGAAUUUCUGUGGAGGUUCUGUCAGUGGUGGCAGUGCAAGUGAAAAUGAUACAUGAUGCCAUCAGAAACAGGAAAAAGAGAUUUGUAUUUCUUGGGGAAGCCAUCACACUGAAGCCAUCAGUUGGAAUAUUUAUUACGAUGAACCCAGGAUAUGCUGGUCGAACUGAAUUACCGGAAAAUCUCAAAGCUCUUUUCAGACCCUGUGCCAUGGUGGCGCCUGACAUUGAGCUAAUCUGUGAAAUCAUGUUAGUUGCUGAAGGCUUUGCAGACGCGCGUUCACUAGCCCGCAAGUUCGUGACAUUGUACACACUCUGCAGGGGGCUCCUCUCCAAGCAGGAUCAUUAUGAUUGGGGACUUCGCGCUAUUAAAUCUGUCUUGGUUGUAGCUGGCUCCCUGAAACGAGGAGAUAAAAAUAGACCCGAAGAUCAGGUACUCAUGAGAGCAUUAAGGGACUUCAAUAUGCCUAAAAUAGUGACAGACGACAUCCCCGUGUUUUUGGGCCUGGUUGGUGACCUGUUUCCAGCCCUGGACGUACCUCGGCAGAGAGCACCGCACUUUGAACAGAUUGUCAGGCAGUCUACCCUGGAGCUUCACCUGCAGCCUGAGGAGAGCUUCAUCCUUAAAGUCGCCCAGCUUGAGGAACUGUUGACCGUGCGGCACUCUGUGUUCGUGGUUGGAAAUGCAGGCACAGGAAAGAGUGAGAUUUUGAGAACACUGAACCGAACAUAUGUUAACAUGAAACAAAAACCUACUUGGAAUGACUUAAACCCCAAAGCUGUGACAACAGAUGAACUCUUUGGUUUCAUACAUCAUGCUACUCGAGAAUGGAAAGAUGGCAAGAUCACUUACUUGUAAUUUAUAGGUCUCUUCUCAUCUAUUCUGCGAGAACAAGCGAAUCUUAAACGUGAUGGACCAAAAUGGAUAGUCCUGGAUGGAGAUAUUGAUCCCAUGUGGAUUGAGUCGCUAAACACUGUCAUGGAUGAUAACAAGGUGCUGACCUUGGCCAGCAAUGAGCGCAUAGCCCUUACUCCCUCCAUGAGGCUGCUCUUCGAGAUUCAUCACUUAAGGACUGCAACCCCAGCUACUGUUUCCAGAGCUGGUAUCCUAUAUGUGAACCCACAAGAUUUGGGCUGGAAUCCGUAUGUGGCCAGUUGGAUAGACAGAAGGCGGCAUCAAUCAGAAAAGGCCAACUUAACUAUUCUUUUUGAUAAAUAUGUCCCUGCAUGCUUGGAUAAGCUGAGAACAAGCUUUAAAACCAUCACUUCAAUUCCAGAGAACAGCCUGGUGCAGACUAUUUGUAUCCUUCUGGAAUGUUUGUUGACCCCUGAGAGUGUACCCUCUGACAGCCCAAAAGAGGUUUAUGAAGUCUUCUUUGUCUUUGCUUGUGUGUGGGCGUUCGGAGGCACUCUGCUGCAAGAUCAGCUUUCAGGCUCUCAAGCGGAAUUCAGUCGCUGGUGGCAUAAAGAGAUGAAAGCCGUGAAGUUUCCAUCCCAGGGGACAAUCUUCGAUUAUUAUCUGGACCACAAAACUAAGAAAUUCUUGCCCUGGGCUGAGAAAGUCCCCAAACUUUCUAUGGAUCCAGAGGUACCUCUGCAGAGAGUUAUGGUUCACACAUCAGAGACAACUCGUCUGAGAUACUUCGUAAAGUUGCUGCUUGAGAAAGGACAGCCUCUAAUGCUAGUAGGAAAUGCUGGAGUGGGAAAGACGGCCUUCGUAGGUGACACGCUGUCAGGCCUCUCUGAGGAUUAUCUAGUGUCCCGUGUGCCUUUCAACUACUACACAACAUCCGCGACUCUGCAGAGAAUUCUUGAGAAACCUCUAGAGAAAAAAGCUGGUCGUAUCUAUGGGCCAGGAGGAAACAAAAAACUGGUUUAUUUCAUUGAUGAUAUGAAUAUGCCCGAAGUGGACUUAUAUGGCACAGUGCAGCCCCACACUCUGAUUCGACAGCACAUUGAUUACGGACACUGGUAUGAUAGACAGAAGGUGGUGCUUAAAGAAAUCCACAACUGUCAGUACAUUGCCUGCAUGAAUCUAAUGGUGGGCAGUUUCACAAUCAAUCCUAGACUACAGAGACAUUUCACUGUGUUUGCAUUCAACUUUCCCUCCUUGGAUGCACUACACACCAUCUAUAGCCAAAUUCUUAACUUCCAUUUCCAGCAGCAAGCAUUUGGUCCCUCAGUUCUCAGGAGUGGCCCCUCUUUGAUACAGGCAACAAUCGCAUUUCAUCAGAUGAUGACACAAAACUUUUUACCCACAGCUGUUAAAUUCCAUUACCUGUUUAAUCUGCGAGACCUAUCAAACAUCUUCCAGGGGAUUUUAUUUGCUUCUCCUGAAUGCUUAAAAUGUCCAAAUGAUUUAAUACGCCUGUGGCUUCACGAAUCUUCGCGUGUUUAUGGAGACAAACUGGUAGACCCAAAGGAUUGUGAUUUGUUUCAGAAAAAAAUGCUGGAAACUGCUUGUAAACACUUUGAAGGUGCAAAUGGUCAUGCGCUGCUUCAACAGCCCCUCAUCUAUUGCCACUUUGCACACGGUGGGCAAGAUCCACGUUACCUGCCGGUGAAGGACUGGGAGGUGCUGAGGACAGUUCUUACAGAAGCCUUAGACAGCCACAAUGAGCUGAAUGCUGUCAUGAACCUGGUUCUGUUUGAAGAUGCCAUGCAGCAUGUGUGCCGCAUCAGCCGAAUCCUUCGCACCCCUCAGGGUCACGCGCUCUUGAUCGGAGUGGGCGGCACUGGCAAGAAGAGCUUGUCCCGCCUGGCAGCUUACGUUUGCGGCCUUGAGGUCUUCCAGGUCACCGUGACCCAAGGCUUCGGAAUCCAAGAACUCCGGGUAGAUCUUGCCAAUUUGUACAUCAGAACUGGAGCCAAGAACAUGCCCACUGUGUUCCUGCUGACAGAUGCCCAGGUUCUAGAUGAGAGCUUUCUCGUGCUGAUUAAUGACUUGCUGGCAUCAGGAGAAAUUCCGGAUCUGUUCAGCGAUGAAGAUGUAGACAACAUAAUUUCUGGAGUUCGUAAUGAAGUUCGUGGUCUAGGCAUGGUGGACUCCAGAGAAAAUUGCUGGAAAUUCUUUCUGUCCAGGGUGCAGCUACAGCUCAAGAUCAUUCUGUGUUUCUCUCCCGUUGGUCACACGCUAAGAGGGAGAGCUCGGAAGUUCCCAGCCAUAGUUAACUGCACGGCUAUUGACUGGUUUCAUGCGUGGCCGCAGGAAGCUCUGGUCUCAGUCAGCAGGCGGUUCAUUGAGGAAACGAAGGGAAUUGAGGCACUGGACAAAGAUUCUAUUAGCCUCUUCAUGGCCCACGUUCACACUAGCGUGAAUGAAAUGAGUACCCGGUAUUACCAGAAUGAGAGAAGACACAACUAUACCACCCCAAAGAGUUUUCUAGAACAAAUAUCACUGUUUAAGAAUCUGUUGAAGAAGAAACAAAAAGAGGUAUCCCAGAAGAAAGAGCAUUUGGUGAAUGGCAUCCAAAAGCUGGAAACCACAGCCUCUCAGGUGGGAGAUCUGAAAGCCAGACUUGCCUCCCAAGAAGCUGAGCUGCAACUGAGAAAUCGUGAUGCCGAAGCUCUGAUCGCAAAGAUCGGGCUCCAGACGGAGAAAGUGAGCCGGGAAAAGGCCAUUGCCGACGCUGAGGAGCGAAAGGUGACAGCCAUUCAGACUGAAGUGUCCCAGAAACAGCGAGAGUGUGAAGUCGACGUACUCAAGGCUGAGCCUGCACUGGUGGCCGCAACAGCUGCACUGAAUACGCUCAACAGGGGCAAUCUCACUGAACUGAAAGUCUUUCCCAACCCACCGAACGCCGUUACCAACGUUACGGCUGCUGUGAUGGUCCUCCUGGCUCCCAGGGGCAGAGUGCCUAAAGACCGAAGUUGGAAAGCAGCUAAAGUCUUCAUGGGAAAGGUUGAUGAUUUUUUGCAAGCGCUAAUUAACUAUGACAAAGAGCACAUUCCAGAGAACUGUCUGAAAGUAGUAAAUGAGCAGUAUUUGAAAGACCCAGAGUUCAAUCCAAACCUGAUUCGGACCAAAUCUUUUGCAGCAGCUGGUCUCUGUGCCUGGGUCACCAACAUCGUUAAGUUCUACGAGGUCUACUGUGAUGUGGAGCCAAAACGGCAAGCUUUAGCCCAAGCCAACUUCGAACUGGCUGCAGCUACUGAAAAACUCGAGGCUAUCAGGAAAAAGCUUGAGGAUUUGGAUCGAAAUCUGAGCAGACUCACUGCUUCCUUUGAAAAAGCAAUAGCCAAGAAAGUUCAGUGUCAAGAAGAGGUGAACCAAACCAACAAAACUAUCGAACUAGCUAACAGGCUUGUCAAGGAACUUGAGUCAGAGAAGAUCCGCUGGGGUCAGUCUAUUAAAUCGUUUGAAGCUCAAGAGAAGACCCUCUGUGGAGACGUUCUCCUUACAGCAGCAUUUGUGUCUUACGUUGGAUCCUUUACAAAACAGUAUCGCCAGGAGUUGGUAGACUGCAAGUGGGUUCCCUUUCUCCAGCACAAGGUUUCCAUCCCAAUAACCGAAGGCCUGGACUUAAUUGCCAUGUUGACGGAUGAUGCUACAAUCGCCACCUGGAAUAAUGAAGGGCUGCCCAGUGACAGAAUGUCAACCGAAAAUGCCGCUAUCCUAACACACUGUGAGCGCUGGCCUCUGAUGAUAGAUCCCCAGCAGCAGGGAAUUAAGUGGAUCAAGAAUAAGUAUGGAACUGACCUGAAAGUCACACACUUGGGCCAGAAAGGGUUUUUGAAUGCCAUUGAAACCGCUUUGGCUUUUGGAGAUGUCAUCUUAGUUGAAAAUCUGGAGGAAACAAUAGAUCCGGUCCUUGAUCCACUGCUUGGCAGGAACACAAUUAAAAAGGGGAAAUAUAUCAGGAUUGGAGAUAAAGAAUGUGAAUUUAACAGGAACUUUCGCCUUAUCCUUCACACAAAACUGGCAAAUCCUCACUAUCAGCCAGAAUUGCAAGCUCAGACAACCCUCCUCAAUUUCACGGUCACAGAAGAUGGUCUAGAAGCCCAGCUCCUGGCAGAGGUGGUCAGUAUUGAAAGGCCAGAUCUGGAGAAACUUAAGUUGGUUUUGACAAAGCACCAGAAUGACUUCAAGAUCGAACUGAAGUAUCUGGAGGACGACCUCCUUCUGCGCCUUUCUGCAGCAGAGGGGAGCUUCCUCGACGACACCGAGCUGGUAGAGAGGCUGGAGAGGACCAAGGUGACCGCAGCAGAGAUAGAGCGGAAAGUGAUUGAAGCUAAAGAAAAUGAAAAAAAAAUCAACGAGGCCCGAGAAUGUUACAGACCAGUGGCAGCGAGAGCGUCUCUUCUUUAUUUUGUUAUUAAUGACCUCAGAAAAAUUAACCCCAUCUAUCAGUUCUCUUUGAAGGCUUUCAACAAGCUGUUCCACAGAGCAAUUGAGCAGGCUGACAAGGUGGAGGACGUGCAGGGCCGCGUCGCAGUCCUGACGGAGAGCAUCACCUAUGCCAUCUUCCUCUACACCAGCCAGGCACUGUUUGAGAAGGACAAGCUCACCUUCCUGUCCCAGAUGGCUUUUCAGAUUUUGUUGAGAAAGAGAGAGAUAGACCCUUUUGAAUUGGAUUUCCUGCUUCGAUUCAAAGUUGAACACACUUACUCGAGUCCUCUUGACUUCCUAACCACUCAGUCUUGGAGUGCUCUAAAGGCAGUAGCCCUGAUGGAAGAAUUUCGAGGCAUAGACCGAGAUGUGGAAGGAUCUGCCAAACAGUGGAGGAAGUGGGCGGAAUCCGAGUGUCCAGAAAAAGAGAAGCUACCGCAAGAAUGGAAGAAGAAAAGUUUGAUACAGAAGCUGAUUAUUUUGAGAGCGGUGCGCCCUGACAGAAUGACAUAUGCUCUCAGGAAUUUCGUGGAGGAAAAACUGGGUACAAAAUAUGUGGGGAGGACCAGAUUGGACUUAGUUAAAGCAUUUGAAGAAAGCAGCCCAGCCACUCCAGUUUUCUUCAUUCUGUCUCCAGGGGUGGACGCCCUUAAAGACCUAGAGAUCCUUGGCAAAAGACUGGGGUUUACGAUAGACUCGGGAAAAUUCCACAACGUGUCUUUAGGACAAGGCCAGGAGACGGUGGCAGAAAAGGCACUGGAGAAAGCUUCCAAAGGAGGACACUGGGUCCUACUCCAAAAUGUCCAUUUGGUAGCCAAGUGGCUAGGAACUCUGGAGAAACUCCUUGAACGAUUCAGCCAAGGAAGCCACAGAGAUUACAGAGUUUUCAUGAGUGCCAAAUCUGCACCUACACCAAGUGAACACAUCAUCCCUCAAGGACUCCUGGAAAAUUCCAUUAAAAUUACCAAUGAACCCCCCACAGGGAUGCUGGCCAAUUUGCAUGCCGCCCUCUACAACUUUGAUCAGGAUACACUUGAAGCGUGCUCCAAGGAGCAGGAGUUUAAAAGCAUCCUCUUUUCUCUGUGCUACUUCCACGCUUGUGUCGCUGGGAGACUAAGGUUUGGCCCCCAGGGCUGGAGCCGCAGCUAUCCUUUCAAUCCUGGAGACCUCACCGUCUGUGCAGGCGUCCUCUACAACUACUUAGAGGCAAACCCUAACGUCCCGUGGGAAGAUCUCCGUUAUCUCUUUGGUGAGAUCAUGUAUGGGGGACACAUCACAGAUGAUUGGGAUCGCAGACUGUGUCGGGUGUAUUUGGACAAAUUCAUUAAUCCAUCUCUGGUGGAAGAUGAACUGACGCUGGCCCCAGGAUUUGUAGCCCCACCUAAUCUAGAUUAUUCAGGCUACCACCAGUACAUAGAGGAGAGGCUUCCUCCAGAAAGCCCAGCACUGUAUGGCCUCCACCCAAAUGCUGAAAUAGAAUUCCUGACGGUGAUGUCGAACACUCUCUUCAGAACUUUGCUGGAGAUGCAGCCCAGGAAUGCACUCGUCAGUGAGGAGCUGGGGCAGUCCACGGAAGAAAAGGUUAAGAAUGUCUUGGAUGACAUUUUGGAGAAACUUCCAGAAGAGUUCAACAUGGCGGAGAUAAUGCAAAAAACCUCAAACAGAAGCCCCUAUGUUCUUGUUUGCUUCCAAGAAUGUGAGAGGAUGAAUAUUCUUCUUCGGGAAAUCCGUGUGUCACUUCAACAAUUAGACCUUGGUUGGAAGGGGGAGCUGACGUUAUCUCCUGACAUGGAAGCCCAGCAGUCCCAGCUGAGUUAUGACACAGUGCCAGACGCUUGGAGCAAACUGGCGUAUCCAUCUACUUACGGCCUGGCCCACUGGUUUAAUGACCUCCUUUUGCGAUGCCGGGAACUUGAAACCUGGACCCACGAUCUUGCCCUUCCAGCUGUGGUGUGGCUUCCUGGCUUCUUCAACCCUCAGUCCUUCUUAACUGCAAUCAUGCAGACCACGGCUCGCAAAAAUGAGUGGCCCCUGGACAAAAUGUGCUUGACUGUUGAUGUUACCAAAAAAACCAAGGAAGAUUAUGGCCAUCCUCCACGGGAAGGUGCCUAUCUCCACGGGCUCCUCAUGGAAGGUGCCAGAUGGGACACACAGUCAGGAACCAUUGCUGAUGCCUGCCUCAAGGAGUUAACAUCUGUGAUGCCGGUUAUCUUUGCAAAAGCCAUACCCACAGACAGACAGGAAACUAAACACACCUAUGAAUGCCCGGUGUACAAAACCAAAAUGAGGGGCCCAACCUACGUGUGGACCUUCAGAUUGAAAAGCAAAGACAAGGCGGCCAAAUGGGUCCUGGCAGGCGUGGCCCUGCUGCUGGAAGCCUGA
Leopardus geoffroyi (Geoffroy's cat) is the source of this 13815-nucleotide messenger RNA. RefSeq names its product dynein axonemal heavy chain 11 (gene DNAH11). Gene Ontology annotation, cellular component: dynein complex. NCBI's taxonomy places the organism in Eukaryota, Metazoa, Chordata, Mammalia, Carnivora, Felidae. Gene Ontology annotation, biological process: microtubule-based movement. The record is from RefSeq and is a predicted model, not a curated record. Gene Ontology annotation, molecular function: minus-end-directed microtubule motor activity; ATP binding; dynein light intermediate chain binding. The transcript is spliced from 82 exons.